AUGGUGUCAGGAGGUGUUUGCAAAACUUGCCCUCAGGGUUGGACUCACUUUGAAGGGAAAUGUUACCUGUUCCAAGUCAAUCCAAUGGAUUGGGCUGAUGCAGAGCGUCACUGCACCACUCUUGGUGCCAAUCUGCCUUCUGUCCAUUCAAAAGGAGCAUAUGACUUCCUCAGAAACACAGUAAACCUACUGAGUGGAAAAGACUUAGCCAUUUGGCUUGGAGGGUACGAUGCAGUGAAGGAGGGUGUGUGGCUGUGGAGCGACGGCUCCCACUUCGACUUCAAAUUUUGGCAUAAAGGGGAGCCAAACAACUUUCAGGGAAAGGAGAACUGCAUGGAGAUGAACUUCAUGGAAAAGGAUUUUGUCAACGACAAUGCCUGUAGUACCAAGAAAGCUUUCUUUUGUCAGAAGCACCUGUGA
This is a messenger RNA of Cheilinus undulatus (humphead wrasse), 420 nucleotides long. Its product is annotated as galactose-specific lectin nattectin-like. Lineage: Eukaryota; Metazoa; Chordata; Actinopteri; Labriformes; Labridae. The record is from RefSeq and is a predicted model, not a curated record. The transcript is spliced from 5 exons. The coding region runs from base 1 to 420 and encodes 139 amino acids. Gene Ontology annotation, molecular function: signaling receptor activity.